Arabidopsis arenosa is the source of this 1381-nucleotide messenger RNA. NCBI's taxonomy places the organism in Eukaryota, Viridiplantae, Streptophyta, Magnoliopsida, Brassicales, Brassicaceae. The record is from the annotation of a GenBank genome assembly.
GACUCGUCGUCAACUUCGAAGUUUUACUUGCAAUAAUUACCUCCUCCUUCGCUUUCGAUGGUCGAAAUCAGUUUGGUAAAGAGAAAACUCUCAAACAAUCAUGGCGGCUUCAAUGACAAAACCCAUCUCAAUAACAUCUCUCGGUUUCUAUUCUGAUCGAAAGAACAUUGCUUUCUCUGAUUGCAUUUCGAUUUGUUCUGGAUUCAGACAUUCUCGACCAUCUUGCCUCGAUUUGGUCACGAAAUCACCGAGUAACAACACUCGUGUUUUACCUGUCGUUAGAGCCCAAAGCUCUUCUGAUUAUAUUCCAGACUCAAAAUUUUACAAGGUUGAAGCAAUUGUCAGGCCAUGGAGUCUCGAGAAAGUUUCAUCGGCGCUAUUGAAAAUCGGAAUACGAGGUGUUACUGUUUCUGAUGUUCGAGGUUUUGGUGCACAAGGUGGUUCCACCGAGAGACAUGGUGGCUCUGAGUUCUCUGAAGACAAGUUUAUUGCUAAAGUUAAAAUGGAAAUCGUUGUUAAGAAAGACCAAGUGGAAUCUGUAAUCAACACCAUAAUUGAUGGAGCAAGGACAGGAGAGAUUGGUGAUGGCAAGAUUUUCGUUAUACCUGUGUCAGAUGUCAUAAGAGUUCGAACAGGUGAGCGUGGAGAGAAAGCAGAGAAGAUGACUGAUUGGAAGAUGUUUGUCUUAGCGAUAUCUUCUCCUUCAACUACUCUCAUCAGACCACUAAAACGAAAGGGGCCAAACCGGUCACCGGUUCGAAAAAUCCUCUGCCUGAGCCAGAGGAGGCAGAGCAAAACCGGUACCGGAAAAUCUUGGAUUGUCCCAGUAAGUCUCUCUCUUUUUGGUUCAGGCUUCGUCUUGGGUCCUCUCCUCGAUGGUCUCCACUCACGUGUUGAUCUCGUGGUUUACCAAAACGGAGCUUUUCAAAUCGGUCCCCUUCAUACAAACAUCUGGGUCCCGUUCUUGCUUGGCUUAUUUUAUUGUACAGUAGGUUUACUACAACUCCUAUUGGAUGAGACAACCUCUAUAAAGCCUCCACGUGGCAACUUGGACAAAACCAUAAUUUCACUCUUAGCACUGGUGGUGUUCUUAGAGUUAAGUGCUGAAAUGUACAAAGCUGGAGUUUCAGACAACAUAGAAGCUUACAUUCUAUUUGCCUUAGCAGAAUUUAUUUGGUUCUCUUUGGAUAGAACUUGGCUUGGCUUCACCAUUGCCACUCUCCUCGGUGUUGCCUGUUCUUUAGCUGAAAUCCCCAUCAUGCAAUUCUUCCAUCUGUGGUACUAUCCAGAAGCAAACAUAGAGAUCUUCGGCCAGGGAUUGGACAGUUAUGGAGAGGACGACUACUGAUGUGGACAUUAGCUCAAGCAAAGAACAAUAAUG